Nematostella vectensis (starlet sea anemone) is the source of this 1898-nucleotide messenger RNA. Its product is annotated as potassium channel subfamily K member 15. Gene Ontology annotation, cellular component: membrane. The transcript is spliced from 4 exons. The coding region runs from base 392 to 1552 and encodes 386 amino acids. Gene Ontology annotation, biological process: potassium ion transmembrane transport; stabilization of membrane potential. The record is from RefSeq and is a predicted model, not a curated record. Gene Ontology annotation, molecular function: potassium ion leak channel activity. Lineage: Eukaryota; Metazoa; Cnidaria; Anthozoa; Actiniaria; Edwardsiidae.
GCUAUUUAUUCUGAUUCAAAUUCCGUUGUUUUCUGCUGUUGGCGUCCGCGAUGCCGUCGUGGUUCCUUAAGGGGUGGGAACUGUGUCGGGCUCACCCACAGAACGGGAGAGUUUUCCUUGUGACGUCACACUUUCUAUUACCAACCACAGAAACGCCUAUAGGUAGGCUGAAUGUUCCUUUGUUGAAGAAAUAUCACUGUGUUUUUCCACCAAACAUCACUCCUGUAUUGUAUUUACAUGUUAAACGGGUACCAGGCAAAACGCAUUUGCGCACGCGCAACAUCAACAGCGGAUUGUGACCUCUAACUUGUGGGACUGCCACCAAAACGCCAAUUCGACAUGUAAAGGGUAUUUCAAAAGAUCGAUACAGAGCCAAGAGCGAUGGAUUCCCAUGGCUUUUGUUUUAGCAAGCGACACGAAAAGGCUGGUUUGUCUUGCGAUUUUACUUGGAGUUUAUCUUCUAAGCGGUGCUGCUGUGUUUCAAGUUUUGGAAAACGAAAAUGAAAAUAAAGAUGUGGUGAAUUUGAACUCUCUGAGAAUGACGUUUUGCAAGAAGUAUAAUAUUUCUACCGAGGACUUUGAGCUGCUCGUUGGGAAGGUUGAAAGAGCGACCAAGUAUCGCUGUGGUGGGCCUCCAGAGAGUUGGUGUAUGUCCCGUUGGUCCUACUAUGCGUCGUUAUAUUUCACUUGGAGUGUGGUGACUACCAUAGGUUAUGGUCACCUCGCUCCCAGCACGCUUGGAGGUCGUAUUUUCUGCAUGAUCUUUGCCUUAUUUGGUAUCCCACUCAAUCUCAUGAUCCUCAAGAACUUGGGCGAUAGAAUUAAGGACGUGAUUCACUAUGUGCACUUCCUCCUGGCCACUAGAGUGAUGAAGAGAGAGGGAGAGUAUCUUACCACAUAUACCCUGCCCUGGACCCUUGGCUUCAUGUUCGCUAUGUUGGUUAUCGGCGCGAUAUUGUACGCUCAGACGGAACAUUGGAACUACUUUGACGGCAUUUAUUUCUGCUUUAUUACCUUCUCGACGAUCGGCUUCGGGGACCUGGUUCCGAAUCAAGGCGGUCCCCCGUGUACAGUCAUUGAGGUUGUCAAGGAGACGUUUCGUGCGCUCGUCAUCAUCCUAGGUCUGUCCAUGUUCUUCUCUGUUAUAUCAUCCAUAAUGAGUGCUUCCGAGGAACUUCGCAUAACAUUUCCGCUGUCCAAGAGGAGUGCUGGCAAAGACAGUGGUGUGACCGCUGACAAGAAGGAUGAUUCCAUCGCGGGCGCAAGCGAGGCUUGUCGCAAUGGAAGUUGCGAAACGCAAAGUGACUUCAAUAUUUCGACGGAGGAGGGAGAAACUACAGACGUUGAGAAGAAUAAAAAUGUGGACUUGACCAUGCGUUACGAGGGUCAAGAUGGUUUGUGUAAGCACUGUGAUUUAGAUGAAGUGAACAUGAGAGGAAACGAAGGAACAGAAAUCACCCACUGUUGUAUUGAAUCAGACAAAGAAGCUAUUCAAGGGGAUGAGACCAACACCAAAACGUCAGUAGAUAUAGGUGCAACGACAGGCAAGUAGCAGUAACAGUAGUAUAAGUAAUACGAAAAAAAACGAAACACUUACCGAUGCAAAGUCCUUAAAGUUACUAUGUCUAAUAAAAAAAUCGAUAAUGAAUGAUUAUGUUUUGAACAGCUAAUAUAAUUAGAAAAGCGUUUUAGGAUUGUUUUUUUUUUUUAAAAUACGACGGUUUGAUGACAAUACUGAUGACGUUUAUAUUUACCCUUCUAUUUGUAAAAUUGUAUAUAUAUGUACCCUCCUAUUCGUAAUAUAUGGGUAUAAAAUUACUAAUGUGGUUAAAGGAUUACUUUAUAAAAGUUGACUAAAUAAUUUAAAAGGAUUAUGAAUUAUAUAUAUUUCAGUUACA